Messenger RNA from Castor canadensis (American beaver), 1689 nucleotides. It is a transcript of the gene Gldn, whose product is annotated as gliomedin. Gene Ontology annotation, biological process: signal transduction. NCBI's taxonomy places the organism in Eukaryota, Metazoa, Chordata, Mammalia, Rodentia, Castoridae. The record is from RefSeq and is a predicted model, not a curated record. Gene Ontology annotation, cellular component: cell surface.
AUGGCCCGCGGUGCCGAGCGAGGCCGCGGGGCCGCAGGCUGGGGGCUGCGUGGCGCGCUGGCGGCCGUGGCCUUGCUCUCGGCGCUCAACGCCGCGGGCACCGUGUUCGCUCUGUGCCAGUGGCGCGGACUGAGCGCGGCGCUGCGGGCGCUGGAGGCGCAGCGCGGCCGGGAGCAGCGCGAGGACAGCGCCCUGCGCGCCUUCCUGGCAGAGCUGAGCCGCGCGCCGCGCCGGGCGCCCGCGCCACCGCCGGACCCCGCGAGCGCCGCCCGCAACAAGCGCAGCCACGGCGAGCCCGCGCCGCACAUCCGCGCCGAGAGCCAGGACAUGCUGAUGAUGAUGACCUACUCCAUGGUGCCGAUCCGAGUGAUGGUGGACCUGUGCAACAGCACCAAGGGCAUCUGCCUGACAGGACCACCUGGCCCACCAGGGCCUCCAGGAGCAGGUGGGUUACCAGGACACAAUGGAUCAGAUGGGCAGCCUGGUCCCCAAGGCCCAAAAGGCGAAAAAGGAGCAAAUGGGAAGAGAGGAAAAAUGGGGAUACCGGGAGCCACAGGAAAUCCAGGGGAGAAGGGAGAAAAGGGAGACCCUGGUGAACUUGGUUCACCUGGAAACGAGGGCCCACCAGGACAGAAGGGUGAAAAGGGAGACAAAGGAGACGUGUCCAAUGACGUGCUUCCAUCAGGUGCCAAAGGUGACCAAGGCCCACCUGGCCCACCUGGACCCCCUGGCCCUCCAGGCCCUCCAGGCCCUCCAGGGCCCCCUGGAGGCAGAAGAUCCAAAGGCCCUCGGCAGCCAAACAUGUUCAAUGGCCAGUGUGCAGGUGAGACAUGUACCAUACCAAAUGAUGAUACCCUGGUGGGAAAAGCUGAUGAGAAAGUCAGUGAGCACCGUUCCCCACAAGCAGAAUCCAUGAUCACUUCCAUUGGAAACCCAACACAAGUACUAAAAGUUAGAGAGACAUUCGGAACUUGGAUAAGAGAGUCUGCUGCUAACAAGAGUGAUGACCGGAUUUGGGUGACAGAACAUUUUUCAGGCAUCAUGGUGAAGGAAUUCAAAGACCAGCCUGCGCUUCUGAACGGCAGUUAUAGACUCAUCCACCUCCCGCAUUACUUCCAUGGCUGUGGGCAUGCUGUUUACAAUGACUGUCUCUACUACCACAAAGGGGGCUCCAACACCAUAGUGAGAUUUGAAUUUGGCAAAGAAACAUCCCAAACUCUGAAGCUUGAAAACGCCUUGUAUUUUGAUCGCAAAUACCUUUUUGCAAAUUCCAAGACUUAUUUCAACCUGGCUGUAGAUGAAAAGGGGCUUUGGAUUAUCUAUGCUUCAAGUGUGGAUGGCUCAAGCAUUCUUGUAGCACAGCUGGAUGAGAGGACAUUCUCUGUGUUGCAGCACGUCAACACCACGUACCCCAAAUCCAAGGCUGGCAAUGCCUUCAUAGCUCAGGGAAUCCUCUAUGUCACAGACACCAAAGAUGUGAGGAUCACAUUUGCCUUUGAUUUGUUAGGAGGGAAACAGAUCAACGCCAACUUUGAUUUAAGAACUUCCCAGUCUGUUCUUGCCAUGUUAUCAUACAACAUGAGGGAUCAGCAUUUGUAUUCCUGGGAAGAUGGCCAUCUAAUGCUUUAUCCUGUGCACUUUCUGUCAACUACAUUAAACCAGUGAUGCCCUCCUCUCUGUUCCCCUCAG